CGUGCAGUAUACUCAUCCAUUUCCAGUUGUAUUUUUUUAUUGUAAGCAAUUCGUCAGUUCAGUUUCUAAAUAAAUAUUCACGAAAAAUUUUUGCUUUUAAAACAACGGGACACUAAUGCUGAACCAAAAUGGAAUUAGAAGAUACAUUGUUUUCCACAAGUGAAUAUGUCCAAACGCAUACGGGCAAUAAGGUUAGUCGUCAAUCCACUUUGUGUGGAUCUCAAAAUAUCAUCUUAAAUGGGAAAAAUAUUAUAAUGGGUGAAAGUAUGAUACGUGGCGAUCUAGCUAAUGUCAGAAUGGGACAGUACUGCAUUCUGAGCAAGCAGUCAGUAAUCCGCCCACCAUUCAAGAAAUUUGCAAAAGGAGUUGCAUUUUUUCCUCUUCAUGUUGGAGACCAUGUGUUCAUUGGUGAAAAUACAGUUGUAAAUGCAGCUGUUGUGGGCUCUUAUGUGUACAUUGGGAAGAACUGUGUUAUUGGAAGGCGAUGUAUUUUGAAAGACUGUUGCAUGAUUGCAGAUGACACUGUUCUUCCUCCUGAAACAGUUGUGUCUCCAUUUACCAUAUAUGCAGGUUCUCCUGGACAUUGCAUUGAAGAAUUGCCAGAAGCCAUGCAAGAUUUAAUGAUUGAUUACACUAAAAGUUUCUAUCAGCAUUAUAUUCCAGAUAAAGAUGUCUCUGGUGUUAAUUCAAUCAAUCUUGGAACAAGGAAAUGAAUAACUAAAUUUACAGAAUUGUAAAACCAUCUUUACCAUUAAAAAACCUGUAAAUCUUUUUGCUGAGCUCUGGCCCUACUUUCCUCGAUGUAGAAAGUGGUCCAGCAUGUCGCCGAAUCUAUCAAAAGAUGCGAUAGAGUAAUCCACUUUCUUUUUUACUAAUCGAAGUUACCGGUAUAUCCUGAAGUAGAAGCGACGCCUCCUUAUCAUUUUUGCACAUCUUGUAAGCCUAAAUAAUUUCAUAAGUUAACUUUA
Molecule: messenger RNA, 968 nt
Organism: Daphnia carinata
Lineage: Eukaryota; Metazoa; Arthropoda; Branchiopoda; Diplostraca; Daphniidae
Gene: DCTN5-p25
Product: dynactin subunit 5-like
Exons: 4
Coding region: 129-713 (194 amino acids)
Source: RefSeq, a predicted model, not a curated record